Molecule: messenger RNA, 1565 nt
Organism: Suillus subalutaceus
Lineage: Eukaryota; Fungi; Basidiomycota; Agaricomycetes; Boletales; Suillaceae
Exons: 9
Coding region: 9-1457 (482 amino acids)
Source: RefSeq, a predicted model, not a curated record
ACACAAACAUGCGAUUCAGGUCUUCAGUCUUUGUUAUUCUUCAUCGCUGGUUAGGCUCUGAUCCUGAAUACGACAAAUGGUCCCAUUCCGAGUUACGUUCCUGGCUUAAAGACCACCACAUCAAGGUCCCCACUCAUUUUGAUCAAUCCCAGCUUCAUGACCUCGUAGCGGCGAACUGGGCUUCUCCUCCUCCUACACCCCCGUCUUUUGCUGAACAGUCUCAUCGUUUCUGCUCGAGUCAUGGCGUGGUAGCGCCUUCUGGACCCCGCGAGCAGCUUGUUUUACUUGCUAAACAGAAGUAUCGCUCCUAUACCGACGCCGCAUCAUACUACUCUUCCCUUGCGUCUGAAACCGCCACUUCGGCAUACUCCGAUGUUACGGAUACAUUAUAUGACACAUCUAAAAGCGCCAGCAGCAUUGUAGCUCAGGCUACCCAGGAUGUUGGUCGCGCUUUCGACGACGGCAAGGAUUAUAUCCACUCAACUUGGGAUGAUAGUCGUCUCAGAUCUUGGCUCGAAGAUCAUGGAGUAAUUGAAGCUAGAAAGACUAGCACCCAUUCCGAGCUCAUGAAGCUCGCCAACGACUACUGUCGUACGGCUGUGGAGCCGGUAUGGAACGCCUGGAGCGACUCGUAUAUGCGCGAAUGGCUGGUUUCGCAUAACCUUCUUUCACCUUCCGAUACCGCAUCGCGCUCUACCUUGCUUGGAGAGAUGAAUAAGUAUUAUUACUCCUCACACGACAAGGUUUGGAGUGCUUGGUCUGACAGUGAAUUGAAGUAUUGGCUCGUCAAGCAUGGUCUCCUCAAGAGUGACGCACCAAAUAAGCGUGAUGAACUGGUGAAGAUGGUCGAGGACAACUACGCUUCUGCUUCAGACAGCGUAUGGGACGCUUGGAAUGACUCAGACAUUCGUCAAUGGCUUUCUGAACACGGAUACACUGAUGAUAGAACCGUCGCACAGAAAAAGCGUGAUGAGUUGGUGAGCUUGAUCGACAAACAGUCCGUACCAUUCCUCCGACGCGCUUCGAAAUACCCUGAUAUCCUAUUCAGAUAUAACGACCAUGGUGUCAAUGAAGCUGCACUUCCCACGAAUAGGCCCGGGUUAUUGCAGGAGACUCGCAUACGCUGGACAAUCUUCACAAAGCUACAGGAGAUUGUCAACAGUAGCAUAGGCGCGGUGGAGGAUAGAUUGGCCAGAAUACUCGAGCUCCUGAGUGGCCAUUCGCACCAUACUUCCGAGAAGGCUGAUGAUUACCGUGCUUACGUGGAGGAUAAGAAAGAUAGCGCGUGGCAUUGGUGCUCUCAGAUGGGCGAUGAUGCGAAAGGCAAGGGUGGCGAUUAUACUGAGUGUGCCAAGAGCAAGGCAAAGGAGGAAGGGUUUGAUGAGAAGAUGAAACGUGUUCGUGAAGGCAUCAAAUGGGGUGGGGAGAAGACGAAAAGUGCUGGCGAUGAGCUCUAGACGGAAAUCAAAUGAAGUUUGCCGACUGUAAAUCGUCAAGAAAGUACCUAUGUAGUAAUGCUGUAACAUCGUACACUAUUGUAAUAAACUCCCAAUGUCUCUCAUUUA